Messenger RNA from Paramecium sonneborni, 2865 nucleotides. NCBI's taxonomy places the organism in Eukaryota, Ciliophora, Oligohymenophorea, Peniculida, Parameciidae. The record is from the annotation of a GenBank genome assembly.
AAGUAAAUAAAUAAAUGUCGACGAAAUUAAGAGACUUGAUACGUAACAUUAGAACAUGUAAAACAGCUGCAGAAGAGAGAGCAUUAAUAAAAAAAGAAUAAGCAUUAAUAAGAGAAUCCUUUUCUGCAAAUGAAUCAGAAUAUAGACCUAGAAAUGUAGCUAAAUUGCUUUUCAUUUCAAUGUUAGGAUAUGAGACUGAUUUUGCCUAGAUGGAAUGUUUACAUUUAAUAACAGCUAAUACAUAUAAUGAAAAGAGAAUAGGUUAUUUGGCAUUAACUUAAUUAUUUAAUGAGAAAAGUGAAGUAUUGAUGAUGGCUACUAAUCGUAUUAGAAUAGAUUUAAAUAACCCAUCUAAUUAUAUAGUAUCAUUAGCAUUAAUGGCAUUAAGUGAAGUAUGCACAAGUGAAAUGUGUAGAGCAUUAUCAGGAGAGGUAUUAAAAUUAUUAUAGAAUGGAACUGCAUAUAUUAAAAAAAAAGCAGCUUUAGCAAGUACUAGAAUUGUAACACGUGUUCCUGAAAAAAUUGAUGAGUUUUCAUAAAAAGUUGAAUUAUUAUUAGAUGAUAGACAUCAUGGUGUGUUAGUAGCCUCUUUACAAUUAGCUUAACAUAUAUUAAUUAUCUAACCUGAUUAAAAAUAAAGAUUCUAAAAAUUUGUAUAACCUAUGGUUAGAAUAUUCAAAUCUAUUUAUUCAACAUAUUCAGCUGAAUAUGAUGUAGGAGGAGUAUCAGAUCCAUUUUUAUAAAUUGAAAUACUUAAAUAUUUUAGAAUUAUGUGUUAAGGAAAUGUAUAACUAUCUGGAGAAGUUUCAGAUAUUCUUACUUAAGUUGCAGCCAAUACGAAUAAUACUAAAAAUUCAGGUAAUGCUGUUUUAUAUGAAUGUGUUAAAACCAUUUUUGGAAUUGAAUCCUCCAGUACACUUAAAACUUUAGGAAUUAAUAUAUUAGGUAAGUUUUUAUAAAAUAAAGAUGCUAAUAGUAAAUAUAUUUCUCUUUAUAUGUUAUAAAAAGUUUUGAAACAUGAUCUUUAAGCUGUUUAAAAGCAUAAAUAAACUAUUUUGGAAUGUUUAAAAGAAAAUGAUAAUUCAAUCAAAACUUUAGCAUUAGAUCUCCUUUAUGUUAUUACAAAUGAAAGUAAUGUAAAAGGGAUUGUUAAAGAGUUAUUAAAUGUUUUGCUUACAUUAUCUGAAGAAGAUGCUGAUUUUACUAAAGAAUUGACUAAUAAAAUUUGUUAAAUUGUUGAAAAAUAUGCACCUUCUAGAAGAUGGUAUAUUGAUACUUUCAUUAAAAUUUUGAUUUUGGCUGGUAAUUAUGUAGAGGAAGAUUCAAGUUCUUCAUUGAUUCAUUUAAUUAUAGGUACUCCUGAAUUAUAAAGUUAUGCUAUUCAUAAAUUAUUUUUCUCUUUGUAAGAAAAUUUAAAUCAAGAAGGAUUAGCAAGAACUACAGCUUAUUGUUUAGGUGAUUUUGGUCAUCUUUUAUUGAAAGGAGAUGCAACAGCUAGUGACAAUACUCCAAUAUAAAUAACAGAGGAAGAAAUUCUUGAUUUACUUUAAAAAUUGAUUGAAAAACCAAAUUAAAAAAAUGUCAUUAAAGAAUAUGUUUUGUCAGCUUUAAUAAAACUAUAUCCUAAAAUCACAAAUUUUUAAUAAUUAAUUGCAAAAUUAAUAUAAUCUUAGAUUAAUUCUACUUCAAUAGAGGUUUCAAAAAGAGCUUCUGAGUAUUAUGGUUUAUUAGAUUUAUAAUGGGAUUAACAUAGAGCUGGUAUUUGUGAAUAAAUUCCACCUAGUGAUACUCAUAAAGCCAUCUAUGAAAAUAAACCUAUAGGUGAUGUAGAAUAUGAUGAAUAUCCACCUUCUAAAACAGAAUUAGAAUAAGCAAAACCUGUUGGCAAUAAUGAAUCAAAAAAUAUAUAUGGUUUUGAUAUAGAUAAUCUUAUAGGAAAUUAAGAUUCAAAUUAAUCUAAGUAAUAAACAUAAGUUACAAAUUAAUUACCUGGUAAUUUAUUUGAUCCAUUUGAUAUAACAUUAAAUUUAUCAGGAACAUAAUAAUAAUAAUAAUAAUAAUCUACAUUACCAAAUCUUAGUUCAUUAACAGGAAUAGGUGAAUUUUCAAUAAAGUAAGAAACAUAAUAAUAAUAAUAAUAAUAAUAAUAAUAAUAAUAAUAAUAAUAAUAAUAAUAAUAGCCUGUUAAUCUUUUAUAGAAUUUAUAUAAUUAAAAUAUAAAUUUAUAUUAAUAAUAAUAAUAAUAUCCAUUCUAAUAACAAUAAUAAUAACCUUUAGUUAAUUUGCCUGGUGAUAUUUUUAAUUUAAAUCUACAACCAUAACAAUAAAAAACAAUACCAUAAACUCUUCCUAAUGUUAUUUAAUAAUAAUAAUAAUAAUAAUAAUAAUAAUAAUUUUAAUAAUAAUAACCAAUAAUAUAAUAAUAAUAAAUUUAAGCAUAAUAAAAUGAAUAAAAAUCUUUAAGUUAAUAAGCCAUAGCUUUUGAUGAUGGCGCUUUAUAAAUAGAGUUUAGAGCAGUGAAAGUAAGAAUUGAUUUGAAAUAUUAUAGGAAACCUUUGAUUAAACAAAUAUUACAGCUUACUUUAACAAUAAAACAGCUAGUCCAAUAACAGAAUUACAAUUAUCUUUUGCAGUACUGAAGUAUAUGAAAUUAUAACUUACAUAACCAACAUCAUCAACAAUAAGUGGGAAUAGUAGUGGAUAGGUGAUAUCGGUAUUUAUGAAUUUAUAUUUAAGACAUUAAAAAUCACAAAUUCAAAUUAAGGAUAGAAGGGGAUUGUAAUGAAAAUAAAGGUUUCUUAUAAGAUAAAUGGUUUAAUAAUAGAUAAGGAAGUGACAUUUAAUAAAUUUCCUCCAGAAUAUUGA